Molecule: messenger RNA, 2928 nt
Organism: Pseudomassariella vexata
Lineage: Eukaryota; Fungi; Ascomycota; Sordariomycetes; Amphisphaeriales; Pseudomassariaceae
Exons: 1
Coding region: 1-2928 (975 amino acids)
Biological process (GO): regulation of DNA-templated transcription
Cellular component (GO): nucleus; Rpd3L-Expanded complex; Rpd3L complex
Source: RefSeq, a predicted model, not a curated record
AUGGCGGCUGUGGAAGCAAACACGAGUGGUGGUGCUGGUGGUGGGGAGCCGCUCAACCUCUCCCCAAGGACCAGGGCCGACAUGGGACAGUCGAUGCAGUCGAACAAUCCACUCGAGUCGCUAAAUAUGCGAGCCGACCCAGAUGCGCAAGCAACCGUAACGGACUACCUAGACUUCACCGAAUACCUCCCUUCUGACAUGAUGCGAUCCCUUACUCUCAUAGGGAAGCUCGACCAGACCUACAUCGAUGCAUCUUCCAACAUGAACAAGCUCACGUCGCAAUGGGGAAAGCUCCCUACACUGCGUGCAGACCAGCGACCCGCUCCAGUGCAGCUACGGGCUGACAUAUCUGAGAAUCUCGACCAGCUUAUGAGCUCUCGGAUAUCUGCCUACGCCGAAGCCUGUCGCAUGGACGAACACGUGAACAGGCACGUGAAUAGAGUCAAAACCAUACUAUCGAAGCUCCAGACUAUGCGAGAUAAUUUCUCUACAGAAGAACAGAAAAGUCCAGUGCAAACCAAGUCACCACAGUUGAGUCGAGCACCCAAGAUCACCCUGCGCGUGGAGAAAGACGGCCAGACUGUUCGCCGGCCACCUAGGAUCACCGUCCCUGGCGAGGUCCUAGCUCCAUACGAUGUAGACUUCACUGCGUAUACCUCAUCAAAUGAGCAGAGCUCCGACGAGGAGAGUUCGGCGUCCCCUCCUCCGCGUCAAACGGCGACUCCAGCACCUCGUAUCAAAGUCGUCAAACCACCCAAGCUUCCGAAACAGAAACUCCCCAAAACACCCAGGGCCCCUCGCCCCUCACUCGUCACUCCGGGCGGCGUUGCCUUGUCGACGAGUACUGCUCUCGCACAGCUCAAGCCGCCCCCGGAAAAUGCUGUCCCCGGCAGCGUCGAUGCCCCUUGGCUGCAGCUGACACCUUACGAGCUGGCGAAACUGCGGAAGCGGAUGAAGAAGAACGCAGUUUGGACCCCGAGCGACACUAUGAUUGCUCGGGAACUCAAGGAACUAGGGCGCGGGGUCGAGGCAUAUAGGGCGGCAAAGGAAAAGGCCGAAGAAGAGGGCAGGCCAUUCGAGCCUUUACUUCCUGCGCCUGUCGUCGAUGCAGAAUCAGGUACCCAGCACCCUCCCGCAGGUGCCAUCAGCGCAGAAGCUCUGGGUGCUGAAGAGGUACAGCUUAGCAACCGCGGAAUGAAAUUAAACGAGGCCAAGAAACUAAAGCGAGAAGCGUUGGCAAAACAAGCCGUCGAGGAAGCCGAAGAGUCUGCUAGGAAAAUGGCUGAUUUAGCUGCUCGUAUGUUUUCCAAUCCUGAAGCGAGCCCUUCAGUCGCGGGGAGCAUGCCUGAGAAGACGCAAGAGGCAGGUCCAUCAAACUCCCAAUCAUCCCAAUCUCAGUCUCAAUCUCAACCACAAUCUCAACUUCAAUCUCUACAUCAAGCUCAACCUCAAACUCCAGCUCCGGCUCAAAACCCAGCUCCAGCUUCGGCUCCGCCCCCAGCAUCCGCCCCUGCGGUGCCAGUUCCAACCUCAGCUUCGAACCCCCCAGCCCAGGCGUCGGCGAAGCCUACGGCUCCGACUUUGACUAAGGCUCCGCUUCAAGUUUUAACUGCUCAGACUACAGCUCACCCAGCCACGGCUCCGGUUCCGGUUCCUGCCCUAGGUCAGAUUAAAGGUCCGAGUAAGUCCAGGGUGAAGAAGCGCAAGCUCGACUCCAUGUCUGAAGCCGGUCUUCCUGAGAUCAAGUCCGAGGUUACGGAAAAUCUCACUUCGAUGCCAACUGAAAUGCCAAAGCCCCAAGUGAAGCGGGCCAAGACAGAGACGCCGGUGCCACCACCGCAACUAACACCGCGACCAAGCUCCGUCCCUCCUCCGAUAGAGACACCUGUUCCUCCGCCCCAAGUAGGCCAGGCCAGUACUGUGCCCGUUGUAACGUCCAACACGCCAGUGCCCGUCCCAGUGCCACCCGCGUCGGAAUCUUCUCAUGUUGCUACGAAGCCCACGAAUUCCCCUGCCUCGAGGACGAGUCCAGCACCACCGGCAACGGUCACAAUUACCACAGUCCCCAUCAAACCGCCAGCAGGAACUCCAGUUCCGCCGCCGCCAGCCAAAACAUCCACUACGCCGAUCCCACCUCCAACGCAAACUUUGCCCAAGCGGGAAAUGAGGAAGGAACAACCAAAAAACCUGCAGCCUAUCGCAACUAAUACAAGACAGUCCACAUCCCGAGCUAAUACUCCUGCUCCUGUGACGACGCCCUCGGAGCCUCAGUCGGCAAAUAGCCGUCGCCCUACAUCUCGUGGUGGCAAGGCGGGGAGUCAAGAGCCGCCUGUCACUUUUGCCGUGGAGAGGCCCCGUCGCGCCAGCACAGCUCGAAACACUCCAGCCCCUGAACCGCGCCAACCAAGUAAGCGAAAUAAACGACCAGCACCUGGCGUUGUGACUACCAACUCUGGCGGGACCAGUGCGGUCGGCACACGCAUGGCAGCGCCACGCAAACGACCAAGGGGACCGAAGAGAGGCACGGCAAAUGCGCAACAGCUAGAGCAAGAAGUCGAGGUGGAAGUCGACGAUGACGGCAACGUCAUUGAUCCGAAUGAACCGAGAUACUGCCUCUGCAACAGGGUCAGCUUCGGCACUAUGAUUCAGUGCGACAACAUCGAUGUGAGCCGCACCGAAGACGACUCGUCUCAUACUAUUACUACUACCACUACUGCAACCCCAGCACGUAACAAGAAGCGUAUCAAGACAAGCAAGAAACUAACUCCUCACGCCACACAGAACUGCAAGCAAGAGUGGUUCCACCUUGAAUGCGUGGGCCUCACCGAGAUACCGGCGCGCACGACUAAGUGGUAUUGUCCCGAAUGCCGGGUACUACUCAACAUCGGAGGACGUGGUGAAGUCACUUCGCGAGGCGUGAAGAUGUGA